AUGGCUCCUGCAGAGCCGAACCACGCGCCGUUCAAGGUUCAGGGCGAGGAACCUUACUUUGCUGAAGAACUGGAGGGAUGGAAUGGCUACAUCGAAUGGGAGAAGUACCCCGAGAAGAAGAAGCAGGCGGCGGAGAUCCUCUCGAGAUACGACUUCCCUGUUCCUCCGGAAUUCCAACUCGAGCCACUGCCCAAGACGAAUCCCAUUCUAGAGGGCGUCAGAUGGAAGUACUACCACUAUGCGAUGGGCCCCACGCUAAAGAACGUCCCGGAAAUCUCUUGGAAAUACGUGCAGAAAGAAAAGAGCCCGGAUAUGAUUCACGUGCUGGAGUUCCCGUAUAACGGCGAGCCUCCCCGGACCGAAAUCACACCCAAUGAAGACUUCUUCGUUCGCAAUCACGGGGGUAUCCCUGAAAUCGACGCUGAGAAGUUCGUCUUUGAUGUUGGAGGGUUGGUCAAUGACCCUAAGAAAAUCACCUUGAAAGAGCUGCAGGAUGAGUCUAUUUUUCCUCGCAUGAGCAAAACAGCCUCUUUGCAGUGCUCUGGCACUCGUCGCAUCGAACAGAUCCAUGAAUAUCCUGGUGACGGCGACGAACUGAUCAAUGCACCGUGGGCAGAAGGCGCCAUCGGUACAGCCCGCUGGACAGGCGUCAGUCUGAAGAAAGUCAUCAAGUACUGCGGCGGUCUCAAAGACGGCGGCAAGCACGUUGAAUUCUACGGCGCAGACACGUAUUUCAAGAAAGGCAACGUGUACAACUACGCCGUGUCUGUGCCCUAUCGCAAAGUCAAGAUCCACGAGGUUAUGCUCGCCUGGGAAAUGAACGGCAAACCGUUACCCAGGAUCCAUGGGUAUCCGCUACGGGUAGUCGUCUUCGGAUUCAUCGGAGCCCGCAGCUGCAAAUGGCUGUACAAGAUCAACGUCAUUGGACAACCUAGCUUGGCGCCAGUGCAGAUGAAAGAGUACAUUUAUUAUUCUCCGCAGAUUGGUAAGCACAAUAAUACGUACAGCAAUGGCUUCAGCAUCCAAACGAUGCCCGUCUCGAGCGCCAUCAUGACGCCACUCAACCACGACCAGAUCAUCCACGACGGCAAAAUCAAACUCACGGGCUGGGCCUACAGCGGCAGCGGCUGGCCCGAGCGCGUCGAAGUCAGCGGCGACGGCGGCAACAUCUGGUAUGAAGUGCCCUUCGACAAGCUGAGCAAGAAGGUCUACUACUCGUGGCGCGUGUGGGAGUACGACUUGCCGGUUGAUGCCGAAGGCUGGCUCGAAUUCUGCGUGCGCUGCUGGGAUAAUGCUCUAAAUGCAAGUUCUCCUCGGCGCAUCGCGUUAUAG
Molecule: messenger RNA, 1332 nt
Organism: Didymosphaeria variabile
Lineage: Eukaryota; Fungi; Ascomycota; Dothideomycetes; Pleosporales; Didymosphaeriaceae
Exons: 4
Coding region: 1-1332 (443 amino acids)
Cellular component (GO): mitochondrion
Molecular function (GO): oxidoreductase activity; molybdenum ion binding
Source: RefSeq, a predicted model, not a curated record